Molecule: messenger RNA, 611 nt
Organism: Radiomyces spectabilis
Lineage: Eukaryota; Fungi; Mucoromycota; Mucoromycetes; Mucorales; Radiomycetaceae
Exons: 1
Coding region: 120-464 (114 amino acids)
Source: RefSeq, a predicted model, not a curated record
GCGAGUGCCAGCGAUCUUGAGUAACACGUGGUAGAGAAGAUUCCACAAAAAAAAAGAGGCAAAAAAAUUCCCGGAAAUGGCGACUUGUGUUUUUGCAUUCACUGAUCUCGGCACUGUGCAUGAAUGAUGACUUCUGGUUAUGUAUCAUCAUUACGAUUUUUCAUCUAGCCGUACAAACAACUGGGAUAGACCUCUUUUAUCCAAUCGGUUGGCACCAUGCAAGAUCACGAGCCAAUAAAAAAACAUGGUAUAUGCAAGAAGCCUUUUACGGAGCCCCAUCCCCAUCGCAGUACGAUAUUGACAAGGAGCAUCACUACAUUAAGGUAUCUCACUCCAUGUCUCCUAAACCAGCUGCUACGCUGCGUUGCACAAAAUCUACAGUCCCAUUGGAUCCGUUCGCCUCCGUUGUGGCAUGGUCUUAUUGGAUAAAGUUGGCAGAAAGUCCUGGAAAAAAAAGCCAAUGACUGCAGAAUUAUUGUAUGGUAACAUACGAAUAAUAUACCAACAAGCCGUACACCCGCUGUGCAAUGGAUGCCGCCUGCCACCGGAGGCCGCCCUCUCACAUUGAGCGACUUUCGCCAGACAAAAGCCUAACGCAUACACGGCAUAAC